AUGUCUUAUCCAGCUCUCACGACCGGUACUGGCCGCAACAUUGACAUGGCCAAAACCGAAUCCGAACUCGCCGUCAAUAUUCGAAAAGCGACCAGUAUCGAAGAGACCGCACCCAAGCGCAAACAUGUUCGCAGCUGUAUCGUAUACACCUGGGAUCACAAGUCUUCACUGUCCUUUUGGGCGGGCAUGAAGGUGCAGCCUGUGAUGGCAGAUGAGGUCCAAACAUUCAAGGCAUUGAUCACGAUUCACAAAGUGUUGCAGGAAGGUCAUCCGGUCACGGUCAAAGAGGCGCAACAAAAUGUCAAUUGGAUUGAAAGUCUGGCCCGAGGAGUUGCCGGCGAAGGCUUGCGAGGAUAUGGGCCACUCAUUCGAGAAUAUGUCUUCUUCCUCCUGGCCAAACUGGGUUUCCACCGACAACAUCCUGAAUUCAACGGGCUGUUCGAAUAUGAGGAGUAUAUUAGUUUGAAGUCCAUCAACGAUCCCAAUGAGGGUUACGAGACCAUCUCGGACCUGAUGACCUUGCAGGAUCAAAUUGACACCUUUCAAAAACUGAUCUUCUCACACUUCCGUGGUGGUGCAAACAAUGAGUGUCGAAUAGCAGCUUUGGUGCCGUUGGUUCAGGAAUCCUAUGGCAUUUACAAGUUCAUCACCAGCAUGCUUCGAGCCAUGCACACGACCACCGGCGACGAUGAAGCUCUCGAACCUUUGCGUACACGAUAUGACGGCCAACACUAUCGCCUGGUCAAGUUCUAUUACGAAUGCUCCAACCUUCGAUACCUCACUUCCUUGAUCACCGUCCCCAAACUGCCGCAAGAUCCGCCCAACCUUCUGGCUGAAGACGAAGAGAGACCUGCUUUACCAAAGCGACCAGCCAAGGAAAUUGAAAGACCACCCUCACCGGUAGCAAAGAAUGGCACGCCAGAUCCCAAAGACAUGGAAGAUUUCUGGUCCAGAGAGGCGCAGAGACAACAAGAAGAAUAUGAGGCCGAGCAGCGACGUCUGCAACAACAAUGGGAAGAACAACAGAGACAACAAUUGCUAGCGCAACAAGAGGCCCAGCGUGCUUUUGAAGAGCAGCAAAGAAUGCAGGCGGAACAGCAACGACUGGCUCAGGAACAGCUCCUGCGAGAUCAGUAUCAGGCUCAAACCCAAGGUCGCAUGGCGGAACUGGAACGAGAGAAUCUCAAUGCGCGUGCCCAGUAUGAGAGAGAUCAAUUGAUGCUCCAGCAAUACGAUCAGCGGAUGAAGGCUCUCGAAGAACAACUUCAACGGCUCAACACCAACUUCCAAAUGCAGUCACAAUCCAAAGACGACCAGAUCGCGGCUCUGCAAGAACAAGUCAAUACGUGGAGGUCAAAGUAUGAAGCAUUGGCUAAAUUGUAUUCUCAACUCCGACAAGAACAUCUUGAUCUUCUCCAAACCACCAAGUCAUUGAAAUUGAAAGCAGCAUCGGCCCAAGAAGCCAUCGAGCGCAGAGAACGGCUCGAGCGCGAAAUGAAGACGAAGAAUUUGGAACUGGCCGACAUGAUCCGAGAACGUGAUCGAGCCUUGCAUGAAAAAGAUCGCAGCCAAGGUGGACAUCGCGAGGAAGUCGAGAAGUUGAAACGAGAAUUGAGAUUUGCUCUUGAAAGGGCCGAAGAUGCGGAGAAAUCCAAAGGUUCUGAAUUGUCGUCGAUGCUCGCCAAAUACAACCGGGAAAUGGCGGACCUCGAAGAAGCUGUCCGCAGCAAGACAAGACAACUGGAUGAACUUCGAUCCAAACAAGGGGAACGAAGCAUGGAUCAUGAAGCUGCCCUCCGUGAAAAGGAUGAUGAAAUCGAGGUCUACAAGUCCGGAAUGGAACAGGCUCUUGAAGAACUGGAGGAACUCAAGCUCGGAAAUGGUGAAACUGACGGGGCAUUGGACAAUGCCAUCGAUGAAGUGAUCAAGAGCAAUCUCAACAAGAUCAACGAUAUCAUCGACUCUGUACUUCAGAGCGGUGUCCAGAGAGUCGAUGACGCCAUGUACGAACUCGACUCUCCCAUGCAAGCUGGUAACCAAAAUGCCACCGCUCCUUAUGUGCUGUCACAGAUCGAGAAGGCCUCGGCCAGUGCGACGGAGUUUUCUACGGCCUUUAAUAACCACGUCGCCGACGGCCCGAACAGUAAUCAUGCCGACAUCAUCAGGACGGUGUCAAUCUUCGCGGCUUCGAUCGCGGAUGUCUUGUCCAACACCAAAGGGUUGACAAGAUUUGCGACGGAAGAAAAGAAGGCAGAUCAGUUGAUUGAUUCGGCUCGACAAUCGGCUCUUUCGACCAUCAACUUCUUCCGAAGUCUUCAGUCAUUCAGGCUUGAAGGGUUGGAGCCAAUGCAGAAGAGUGAUGUGGUCAUCAAUAGCAACCAUGAUGUCCUCAUGAAACUACAGAGACUGUCCAAAUUGGCAGAUGCCUUUGUACCCAAGGGCAGCAAACUCAGCACUACUGGAGACUUGGGCGAUCUUGUGGAUUCCGAAUUGACCAAGGCCGCCAAUGCCAUUGAUGCCGCUGCUCAACGCCUGGCCAAACUGAAGAGUAAACCCAGAGAUGGCUAUUCUACGUAUGAGUUGAAGAUCAACGAUUCGAUUCUCGAGGCGGCGAUCGCAGUGACCGGGGCAAUUGCGCAGCUGAUUAAGGCGGCGACAGAUUCGCAGAACGAGAUCGUGCGCGAAGGCCGUGGGUCUUCGUCCAGGACAGCAUUCUACAAGAAGAACAACCGCUGGACAGAAGGCUUGAUUUCUGCAGCCAAAGCAGUGGCCACGUCAACCAAUACUCUCAUCGAGACGGCUGACGGAGCCAUUAGUGGGCGCAACAGCCAUGAACAGUUAAUUGUGGCAUCAAAUGACGUGGCGGCCAGCACGGCCCAGCUUGUCGCAGCCAGCAGAGUCAAGGCCUCGUUCAUGUCCAAGACUCAAGACAGGCUGGAACAGGCCUCACGGGCUGUGGGUUCGGCUUGUCGUGCACUCGUCCGCCAGGUCCAGGACAUCAUCAAGCAGAAGCAGCGUGAUGAGGGGGAGAGCAUCGAUUAUGCUUCGCUUAGCGGGCAUGAGUUCAAGGUGCGCGAGAUGGAGCAGCAGGUCGAGAUUCUACAGUUGCGAAACGCCCUUGAUGCUGCGCAGGCGAGGUUGAGCGAGAUGCGCAAGAUCUCAUACCGCGAGGAUUGA
This is a messenger RNA of Rhinocladiella mackenziei CBS 650.93, 3177 nucleotides long. RefSeq lists its product as uncharacterized. NCBI's taxonomy places the organism in Eukaryota, Fungi, Ascomycota, Eurotiomycetes, Chaetothyriales, Herpotrichiellaceae. Gene Ontology annotation, biological process: actin filament organization; clathrin coat assembly; endocytosis. The record is from RefSeq and is a predicted model, not a curated record. Gene Ontology annotation, molecular function: phosphatidylinositol-3,4-bisphosphate binding; actin filament binding; clathrin light chain binding. Gene Ontology annotation, cellular component: actin cortical patch; clathrin-coated vesicle. Bases 1 to 3177 code for a protein of 1058 amino acids. The transcript is spliced from 2 exons.